GACAGUGAUUGGUAUAAAACCGACAGGUACUCUCAUUGACACAGCACAGGCAUAUACAGGGUGACACACACACAGGAAGAAUUUACUACACAAACCAGGCAACCAGAGCAAAACGGUGAUGACCUUCCUGCGCAACAUGGCCAUGGUCAAGUCCCUGCUCCUGGUGAUGUUGGGGCUCACCUUCCUGAGGGAGGUCGCAGCUUGGAAAAACCCCAAAGCAGGGGAUGCCGCCCUGUGCCCUCCUCUGGAGGAUAACAGUGUGAGGGUUGACAUCCGCAUCCUCAGGCAAAACCGGGGUAUCUCCAUCUCAAAUUUCCAGAACCGCUCCAUCUCCCCCUGGGACUACAACAUCACGCAGGACCCCCACCGGUUCCCCUCGGAGAUUGCGGAGGCCCAGUGCCGGUACUCGGGCUGCGUCAAUGCCGAGGGGCAGGAAGACAGCUCCCUGAAUUCAGUUCCCAUCCAGCAGGAGUUCCUGGUCCUGCGGAGGGAGCCCCGGGGCUGCUCUCGCUCCUUCCGGCUGGAGAAAGUGCUGGUGACGGUGGGCUGCACCUGCGUCACCCCCAUCGUGCGCUCUCUGAGCGCCUGAACGGCCGCCGGCUGAAGCAGCCCUGAAAUGCUAGUCCUUACCCAGCGCUCUGCAGCAAGUCCUCUGUGGUCCCAAUCCUCUCCACUUCAUCAGCCUCUAGAUAAGACCUGCGCGGAGUUCUCAAAGCUCCGUCUUACAUAUAGUGUCAACUUUUGGGGGCGCUUCUGAAUCAGAAUCGGGUCCUGAGCUGUUCUGCGGUCCCAGACCCUUGCAAACGGAUGCAGGAGAAGGAAGGAUGCUUGUUUGUGCAUCCUAGCCCUGCCCUCACUGUGACUCCGUGCGGUUCCCCGGGGAAUUCUGUUGGUAAAUUCUGUUCUGUGGGGAUGAAAAUGCAGAAAACGUAACCACGAUAUGAGCGUGUGGGAGGGGCUGUGCGGGGCGCGGUGGCAUGGGAGGGAUGGGGUAAGGAUCUAGCACACAUGUUUAUUAAGAUUUGCUACAUAGAGAGGCUGGCUUCACGCUCCUAUUUGUAAGGAAAUUGUCCAUCUAUUUAUGAUAUUAUAUAAAAUUUUAGGAGAAAAAGUAAUAUAUCAAGUAUUAAUAUAAUAAAGUAUUAAUGACUGAAAAA
Mustela lutreola (European mink) is the source of this 1157-nucleotide messenger RNA. It is a transcript of the gene IL17F, whose product is annotated as interleukin 17F. The coding region runs from base 119 to 589 and encodes 156 amino acids. The transcript is spliced from 3 exons. Gene Ontology annotation, molecular function: cytokine activity. Gene Ontology annotation, biological process: inflammatory response. Lineage: Eukaryota; Metazoa; Chordata; Mammalia; Carnivora; Mustelidae. Gene Ontology annotation, cellular component: extracellular region. The record is from RefSeq and is a predicted model, not a curated record.